AUGGUUCUGAGUCGAGGCAGAGCAAACGAAUUCAAGUCGCAGAUGCUUGAUUUGCCGGAUUAUAAGAUGCUGAUGCUGGAUUUGCCGGAUUCAGAUGCUGGAUUUGUGUUGGCGAUUGAGAGAUCAGAGAACGGGGAGAUGUCGGAUUGGCUGAAAAUUGGGAGAGAGGCAAAGAGGGAGACAUAUUCAUCACCCAUUGGCACCAAUUUAUCUUGUGUUGCAGUGAUUUCUAAACUUCUUCAUCAACGAAAUUGGAAGGUUCACUCUUCUUACGUAGUAAGCAAUAUGAUGAAUAUAGGGAAGUUACUGUAUAAAAGCCAGUCAAGUAUCCGGAAUCUAAUUACCACUGCACCAGUUUAUAGUUCUGCCUUUGAUGUAUCUGGAGAUGGAUUGAGCUUGACAUUCAGGCGCUGGGCUACAAAAAAGACAGCAGGAUCUACAAAAAAUGGGCGUGAUUCACUACCCAAAAAUCUUGGAGUCAAAAAAUUUGGUGGAGAGAGAGUGAUACCUGGGAACAUCAUUGUUCGUCAAAGGGGAACACGCUUCCAUCCUGGAAAUUACGUUGGAAUCGGUAAAGAUCACACUCUCUACGCUCUAAAGGAAGGCUGUGUCAAGUUUGAGCACCACAAACUGAGCGGACGCAAGUGGGUGCAUGUCGAGCCAAAGGAUGGUCAUGAAAUCCACCCUGUCUAUGCAAGUGCUGAUUCACUUCCCGAGAUGAAGACAGCAGCUUAA
Messenger RNA from Fraxinus pennsylvanica, 735 nucleotides. The record is from the annotation of a GenBank genome assembly. NCBI's taxonomy places the organism in Eukaryota, Viridiplantae, Streptophyta, Magnoliopsida, Lamiales, Oleaceae.